CGGCUGGAAACCUUUUUGGCAUGGGAAUUCAACGAACGCUCAAAUUAUAGGCAGGCAUAUCCGUCCGGAGGCGAGCUAUAGCCGCUAUCUUCUCCCGUCGUCUCUUCUUCUCCCGCCGCCUGCAGGCUGCAGCCGCCGCUCGUCUGCGCGACUGCGCGAGGUUCAGUGUCCCGAUGGCGGGGGUGGGGGCUUGCGGGGCGAGGUCGAGGAGGGUCUCCGCCCAGCGCUCCUGGCCUCAUGGCUGCGGCCGCUUCCCCGCCGUCCCAGGGGUCGUCGCGGCGGCCUUCCACCCGGCCGUUUCCUCGGCGGCGUGCAAUGGUGGCCUCCCGCGCGCCCGACCUAAGCCGCAGCCAGAGAGCGCGGUUGAGGAAGGAGACAAGAUGAAUGAGGGCGGAGAGGCGCAAGCGCCCGGCAAUGUCGAUGUUCGCACCUGGGAUGGUCAGGUAGAGAGCAGGGCUUUGCCGCCGGCGUACGCUGCCUUGCAGAGUUGUGCUGUUGCUGCUGCUAAUGCUUCCAUGGAGAAUGGCGGGUUUGUGGCGGAUUCGUUUCUGUUGGAUAGGAAGGGAGGCCGAGAAAGUAGUCAAUUCGUAGCAGACGUAGAGGUUAUUGGCGGUCGGUACCGCAGGGAGAUGAGAAGCCGAGCAGGUGAUGGCAAGUUGGUAAGGAUAGACCAUGGGGGCAGAGAGAAGAGGUGGUUGAUGUCCGUUGUGAAUCCCCCUCCCAAGAGGAGGGAGGUCUCGGCCAUGCGCAGAUUUCCACGUGGCUGCUGGAGAGCUGCUGCUAUCGGCGCCGGCAUUGGAGGUGACGAUGGGUAUGUAUCCGAAGCCACACCGAUCAGUUUUGAGCUUGACUGGGAGAGUGGUCAAUCUGUAAGGGACUUGGAGGUUAUUAGUGGGGAUGAUGGCAGGGAGACAGGAAGCAGAAAGGGUGACGGUGAGUUGACGAGGAAAGAGGAUGGAGCCAAAAAGAAGAGGUGGUUGACAUCCACUGUAAAUCUUCCUCCCAAGAGGAGAGCAGUCUCAGCCAUGCGCAGAUUUCCACUCGGCUGUGGGAGGCCUGCGGUUAGCAGCACCGGCAUGGGAGGUGAGGAGGGCUUGGUAUCGGAAGCCACACCGAUCAGUUUCGCUACUAACCAUGCAUCUGUGGUGGAUGCCUUGCCCACAGUUCCAACUUCAUGUCAUGGUGCUUCUUUAAUGUUAUAAGGGGAGAUGCAUCUAAUGAGGAAAUGCAAAUCAAAGGAGAAGAGGUUGAAAGAGCUACUGAAGCACGCAAUUGUAAGAUCCAGGAGUCUGAAGUCGUCAACCAUGCUGUAGAUGAUUUUGCAGGAGGCCUCCUCGGUAGUGACCAUCUACAACAUGGUGUUAAAAAAAGAUAUACCAAGACAUCGUUCCACUAAGAAAAUGGAUGAGUGAAGACUGAAGACGGAAGUGUGCACCAUUAGUAGCAGGGAGUGGUGAUGUGAGAAGCAAAUGCGAAGGAAGCUUGAGACAAGGUACUCCGAGGAUUCAUGCUAGUGGUCUUGUUAAUGUGAAGACAAAAGUCAAGAGACCAAAGAGUGUCAAGAUGAAUGUGACUUUGCUAGAUGACGUAGGGGUCUUUCAGGAGGGCACGAUGAGAAGCAAGACUUCAAGCACUCAGAGAGCCAUGAUACGCUCAGCUAAACGCGAAGCAAUGCAUGGUUGCUCGUAAUGUUAAGUGUGAUGGCAUCGGCAUGGACCUUUUGAAUAGGUAUGCUAGAGGGUCGAAGUGUAGGAAACACUUUGUGAUCGAUCAAAUUGAAGAAAAUGAUGAUGCAGACCUUACUACUGACAGGACAAUUGUACAAGCAUUGAUGGCUCCAGACAAAUGCCCAUGGACAUAAGGAAGCGUUAAAAGUUGUUGAGAUAUCUCACGAUGUGAAGAAUUGCCCCUCUCCCCCCGAAAUGACCUGCCUUUAAGUCCACACGUGGUUAAGGUGAGGAGGCGACAAGGAAAUUGAAGGUCCGUGAAGGUCUUUGUUUGCCUGAUAUAUAUCAAGGAAAAGAGAGCAUUCCCAUGUGUUUUGAUAAACACAACUGAUAACAUGCAGCCAAUGCUGAAUGCCCCCUGAUAUGGCAGCAUGGUGCUAAAAUUCUGCUGGAAAUAUUCAAGACGGUUUGCAGGUGAGCUAUUACAAGAGUCAGAAGCAGAGAAGUCAGAGAAUGAUGAAGAUGAGGAGCAUCGAAGGGGCUUGAAUCCUUGAUUCCACCUUUGAUAUUUGCUGUUACCAUGAAGAUGGUAAACAUCGAAGGGUCUUGAGUCCUUGAUUCCACCUUUGAUAUUUGCAACAUGCAGUUACGUUGGAAGAUUCAAUAUCCAUAGCUGCUUUGUAAACCAGUAUGCACACUGCACAUGAUGUUCUCUGGGGAGUCGGGGACCGUGGUAAUAAGACAUGCCAAACGUUAUGCGUUUCUCUGAAAAGAAUAUUUUCGACUACAAGAGCGAACUUAUGAUUAUAAUUGUAAAAUAGGUGAUGUCCACUAUAAUGGCAAGGUGGUAAAAGAUUGCUUUUAUAGUUUGUCCAAGUGCCGUGUCAGGCAUUACUAAGGUAUUCGUAGCUGGUGACGGUUAUGUUCAUAUUUCAGAGGAAUGGAGUCCUGUCAGCACAGUGCUCCUUGGUUUUACUCUUAAGGUCACCCUGCACUCUCGCCGAUGAUAUUUUGAAGAAGUAAUGAUGAAGCAACCAGUUACAUUCCACUGUUAUUUCCUUUCAGUUACGAAUUGUACUGGUUAUAGCAUGAGGUUUAACUGUAACUGCCACCAGCGCCAGGGUCCCUCCCUCUCUCUGAAUGCUCAGGACACCGGUUAUCGGCAUGCUCUCAUAGUAAUGAAAAGUUAGUUUGAUGGUCGUGAAGAAAUAAAUGACCUGGAGCAUAUGUUGUGCCGUUGUGGGCAGCUGUCGGCACUGUCGUCCUCAGCCUUCAGGAAGAGCCCAACAUAUGACACUGGAAGCUCGUCCGGCUGAUCAGAUUCUUUAGCAACGCCAAGGCUCUCUCCCUCUCUCUGGAAGCUCCCUCCCUCUCUCUGAAUGCUCAGAACGAUUAAUUGGAUGCAUGCUGUCAUUGGGCAUCCGGUGUUUCCCAUUAGACGAGUUCGGCAAAAUCAAGCAACAUUGUUCUGUUUUUCCUUCCCGCCUUUUCUGUCCACGAAGUAUGUACAGUAAGUCAGUAACUAGUAAAGAUUUCUAUCUAGGAUGCUUCCAGUUGCAUGUUAAAAUCUUCUUGAAUCUUGAUUGCAAUUCUCUGCAGUCAGCAUGUUAUUGGAAAUGGCAUCUCCAUCUCUGUUUCUCCUUCGGGGAGAUCGGGCAACUUCGAGACAACCAUUUACGCAUGGCAACACAUGUAAAAACAAACAACGUGACUAAAAUUUAUCUUAUAUUGCACUUGCUGAAUCACGUUUAACAUACAUUUCGCAGAAUUACAUGCCUUUUGAAAGGCAUCAAGAACAUAAUCAGGUUUGGCAUCUUGCUAGCUUGGUUAGUGUUAAAACGUUCUUCUCGAUAGCAAAUUGGCAGCAGUCAGAAUGUUACUGAAAAUGGCAUCUCUGUUUCUCCAUUUGGGAGAUCAGACAAAAUUGAGACAACCAUUAAUUCACGCAUGGCAAGACAUGUAAAAACAGAAGAUGUACAAUAACUGAUUUAUCUUAUAUAUCACAUGUAAAAACAGAAGAUGACAAUCAUGUUGUUGUUUGACCACUGUUCAACUGCCAUCAUUUUUACACCUAAUGACCAGAUUAUUUUAUCUUAGUUGCCAUGUUGUAUAUAGUCGGUUGCCAUGAUGUUUAACAAUCACUCAAUUGCCAUAUUUUUUACAGGUACUGACCAGAUUAGUUGAUCCUACUUGCCCCAUUGUUUUACAAGAGCUCAACCGCCAUAUUUUACCUCAAAUGACCAUAUUAUUUGAUUCUAAUUGUCAUGUUCUUUUCACCGUUCAAUUGCCAUAUAUCUUUAUCCCCAAUGACCAAAUUAUUUGAUCAUAGUGGCCAUAUUGUUUACCAUCGCUCAAUUGCCACAUUUCCUACACCUAGUGACCAAAUUAUUUGAUCCUAGUUGCCAUGUUAUUUUUAUCACCGCUCAAUUGCCAUAUUUUUUAUUCCUAGUGACUAGAUUAUUUGAUCCUAAUUGUCAUGUUAUUUUACCAUCGCUGCGAUUGCCAUAUUUUUAGUCUAGUGACCAGAUUAUUUGAUCAUAAUUGCCAUAUUUUCUUUAGCAUCGCCCAAUUGCCAUAUUGUGUACACCUAGUGACCAGAUUAUAUGAUUCUAAUUGCCAUGUUCUUUUAUCACCACUCAAUUGUCAUAUUUUUUUUACGUCUAUUGACCAUAUUAUUUGAUGUUAAUUGCCAUGUUAUUUUACCACCGCUCAAUUGCCAUAUUUUUUAUCCUUAAUGACUAGAUUAGUUGAUCCUAGUUGCCAUGUUAUUUUACCGUUGCUCAAUUGCCAUAAUUUUUGUCCCUAACGACCAGAUUAUUGAUCUCAGUUGCCAUGUUGUUUUACCACUGCUGAAUUCCACACUCAGCUUUGUGACAGUUUCAAGAAUGUCCGUUAAAUUAUAUGGUGACGACAUUAAGAGACAUUGGACUGAUCAAUAUAAUGGGUUGUCAAUGGAGAUAGGAUUGUGGUAGUGGCAGUGCAAUGACGGCAAGAUGUGAAUGUGUAUUUGUAUAGAUUGUAAAUUAUGACUUGGUCCUGAUUUGGUGGUGUUAUGUUAUGAUUUUGUUGUA
This is a messenger RNA of Brachypodium distachyon (stiff brome), 4738 nucleotides long. RefSeq lists its product as uncharacterized. NCBI's taxonomy places the organism in Eukaryota, Viridiplantae, Streptophyta, Magnoliopsida, Poales, Poaceae. The transcript is spliced from 5 exons. The record is from RefSeq and is a predicted model, not a curated record. Bases 174 to 1202 code for a protein of 342 amino acids.